ACUCACGGCUCCCAACGCAGCUCAGCUCACCUCGGCCUGGAAGCCCGCCCCGGCGCCCCAACAGGGCCAGCACCUCGGCUGUUCGGCCCAAAGGCCGGGCGCUUCCCUAGGCACCUGCUGGAGAAGGCUAGUGUGUCUGCCUGUCUUCCCGAUCCGCCUGGGGGUUCCGCCAGCAUGGGCAUCCAGCCCGCUCCUCGGCCUCCGGGGGGACCCAACUCCGCGCAGCCUGCCAGGACCACAAGCGACAAGCGAUGGCUCCUGCUUUCCCGCGCUCUGGCCCUGCUCGAGUUAUGCCCUGGGACGGGGCUCCGCAGAGGCGCCCUGGGUGCACCCCAACGUUAGGGGGCGCGAACGCGGCUUCGGCAGCACCUAGCAGCCGGCGAAGGGAAGAAAAGUCCGGGCCAGGGGGACCGCGGAGCUCUCCGCGGGGGAGUGGGAGGGACGCUCCCCUUCCCUCCCUCGACGCAGGGAUCCAGGACCGACGCCCGCGGGCAAGGCAGCGGGCUGCGGAGAGGUGCGGCGGCGACACCCAUCGGGUCAGCUGCCCCAAGCCACACUGGUGGUGUGGGCUGGCCGGUAGGGAGACCCUAAGGUAGGACUCGGCACAACGCCCCCAAAGAGCCCAAGGUUUGGGGUGCGGAGGAAGGUGGUGCGACCCUCUGUCCCCGCCCCGGAGGCGGAGCUAAGGCCCGAGCCUGUGGAGACUGAGACCCGCGGAAAUCCUCCUGGAGCUCCCACCCCACCUCCAGCAGCCCGCACUCGGGUUCGGGGACAACGGCCCCCAGUCCCCGCGGCCUCCGGCCCCCGGCCCCGCGUAGGAGCGGGUGCAGCCUCCCCUCUGCGCUCCCAUCCCGGUGCAUUCCGUUGCCAAGGCCAUGGCGCGAGGAGACGCUCCGCAGGACAGCUACCACCUGGUCGGGAUCAGCUUCUUCAUCCUGGGGCUGGGCACCCUCCUUCCCUGGAACUUCUUCAUCACCGCCAUCCCGUACUUUCAGGGGCGGCUGGCAGAGGCCAACAGCACAGCUGGGACCCUGAGCACCAACCACACAGGCCCCACAGACACCUUCAACUUCAACAACUGGGUGACGCUGCUGUCCCAGCUGCCUCUGCUGCUCUUCACACUCCUCAACUCCUUCCUGUAUCAGUGCAUCCCUGAGGUGGUGCGCAUUCUGGGCAGCCUGCUGGGCAUCCUGCUGCUCUUCGCCCUGACAGCAGCGUUGGUGAAGGUGGACAUGAGCCCUGGGCCCUUCUUCUCCAUCACCAUGGUCUCUGUCUGGUUCAUCAACUCCUUCUGUGCAGUUCUGCAGGGAAGCCUCUUCGGGCAGCUGGGCACCAUGCCAUCCACCUACAGCACCCUCUUCCUCAGCGGCCAGGGCCUGGCUGGGAUCUUCGCUGCCCUUGCCAUGCUUAUGUCCAUGGCCAGUGGUGUGGAUGCCCAGACCUCUGCCCUGGGAUACUUCAUCACGCCCUGUGUGGGCAUCCUCAUGUCCAUCGUGUGUUACCUGAGCCUACCACACCUGGAGUUUGCCCACUACUACCUGGCCAAGAAGCCCUCACGGUCCCCAACUCACGAGCUAGAGACCAAAGCUGAGCUCCUCCAGGCUGAUGAGAAGAAUGGGAUUCCCAACAGCCCCCAGGUGGCAACUCUGACUCCAGAUCUUGACCCUGAGAAGGAGCCCGAGCUGGAACCAGAGCUAGAUGAGCCCCAGAAGCUAGAAAAACCUUCAGUCUUCAUUGUCUUCCAGAAGAUCUGGCUGAUGGCGCUGUGCCUUGUGUUGGUCUUCACAGUCACCCUGUCCGUCUUCCCUGCCAUCACAGCCAUGGUGACCAGCUCCACCAGUCCUGGGAAAUGGAGUCAGUUCUUCAACCCUAUCUGCUGCUUCCUGCUCUUCAACGUCAUGGACUGGCUGGGGCGGAGCCUGACCUCAUACUUUCUGUGGCCAGAUGAGGACAGCCGGCUGCUGCCCCUGCUGGUGUGCCUGCGCUUCCUGUUCGUGCCACUCUUCAUGCUGUGCCACGUGCCUGAGCGGGCCCGGCUGCCCAUCCUCUUCCCUCAGGACGCCUACUUCAUCACCUUCAUGCUGCUCUUCGCCGUUUCCAAUGGCUACCUGGUGUCCCUCACCAUGUGCCUGGCGCCCAGGCAGGUGUUGCCGCAUGAGAGGGAGGUGGCUGGCGCCCUCAUGACCUUCUUCCUGGCCCUGGGACUCUCCUGCGGAGCCUCCCUCUCCUUCCUCUUCAAGGCACUGCUCUGAAAGGCCUGUCAGGGCUCCUGGCAGCCCCCUUCUCAGCACCUCUCCGGGAGCCGAGACCCAGCCCAGAAGGGACGACAAGCUGAGCUCAGGCCUCUGCUGGGCAGGCUCUUGGCUGCAGGCGCAGGAGGCGGCAGAAGCCACUCUCCAUCCCUGGCUGCUGGCUACUUGGGGUUCUGCAAGAAAGAAUCCACCACAGAUCAUUCUA
This is a messenger RNA of Ictidomys tridecemlineatus (thirteen-lined ground squirrel), 2457 nucleotides long. RefSeq names its product solute carrier family 29 member 2 (gene Slc29a2). The record is from RefSeq and is a predicted model, not a curated record. Gene Ontology annotation, biological process: hypoxanthine transport; uridine transmembrane transport; thymine transport. Gene Ontology annotation, molecular function: nucleoside transmembrane transporter activity. Lineage: Eukaryota; Metazoa; Chordata; Mammalia; Rodentia; Sciuridae. Gene Ontology annotation, cellular component: plasma membrane; basolateral plasma membrane.